Messenger RNA from Fonsecaea multimorphosa CBS 102226, 372 nucleotides. RefSeq lists its product as uncharacterized. The record is from RefSeq and is a predicted model, not a curated record. The transcript has a single exon. NCBI's taxonomy places the organism in Eukaryota, Fungi, Ascomycota, Eurotiomycetes, Chaetothyriales, Herpotrichiellaceae. Bases 1 to 372 code for a protein of 123 amino acids.
AUGGCCCAAACACGCGGCGCGACCGGCCACUCUAAGCCAAGAGUCUUCACCACGGUCUCGACCGAGCCAGUCCGCAAACGCAAGACGACCGGCGCCGCCACCACCACGGACGGCACCACCAAGAAGCGCGGCAAGACCGCAUCAAAGAAAGCGGGAGGCGCGACCGGCGCAGGUGGUGUGACCAAGAAGCGCGCCCCUGCGACGCACCACAAGAGAAAGCCCACAGUCACGGAUAAGGUCGAGGGUGCGCUCGAGAAAGCCGUCGGCGCUGUCGAGGGCAAGCCUGGCAAGAAGGCCGCCGGCACCAAGAAGAUGAAAGGCACAGACGGGAAAGGCGGCAAGGUGUCCAAGACCGCGAAGAUCGAGGUAUGA